GCCAGCCAGCCUCCMGUUAGCUGCUAUUUUCUAACAAGAUGGCUGCCGUUCCUGAGAGCAGAGUUCUUACUUUCAGCGUUUUUAAAUGGAGCUCAUAUUCCUCCACAUAUUUACCCGAGAAUAUCUUGGUGGAUAAACCUAACGAUCAGUCCUCCAGGUGGUCUUCAGAGAGCAACUAUCCUCCACAGUUUUUAAUCUUGAAGUUGGAAAGGCCGGCGAUUGUUCAGAGCAUCACCUUUGGCAAGUAUGAGAAGACUCAUGUCUGCAACCUCAAGAAGUUCAAAGUGUUUGGUGGGAUGAGCGAGGAGAACAUGACAGAACUUUUAUCCAGUGGCCUUAAGAACGACUACAACAAGGAGACGUUUACGUUAAAGCAUAAGAUUGAUGAGCAGAUGUUUCCCUGCAGAUUUGUGAAAAUAGUGCCUCUGAUGUCUUGGGGCCCCAGUUUUAACUUCAGCAUCUGGUACAUUGAACUGCACGGCAUUGAGGACCCUGAUGUGGUGCAGCCCUGCCUUAACUGGUACAGCAAGUACAGAGAACAGGAAGCCAUCCGGCUCUGCCUCAAGCACUUCCGGCAGCACAACUACACGGAAGCCUUCGAGUCGUUGCAGAAGAAGACGCGCAUAGCCCUGGAGCACCCCAUGCUCACACACCUGCACGACUGUCUGGUGCUGCAAGGAGACUUUGACGCCUGUGAGGAGCUCAUAGACAAAGCAGUGAGAGAUGGUUUGUUUAACCAGUAUAUCAGCCAGCAGGAGUACAAGCCCAGGUGGAGUCAGAUCAUCCCCAAGUGCAACAAAGGUACAGGCAGCCAAGAAAUCAGCCGAGACGACGUGAACAGUGACGCCGAUGACAACAGGCCCGGGAUGAGGGGAGGACAUCAAAUGGUCAUUGACGUCCAGACUGAGACGGUAUACCUGUUCGGGGGUUGGGAUGGCACUCAGGAUCUGGCCGACUUCUGGGCCUACAGCGUCCAGGAGAACCAGUGGGCCUGCAUCUCCAGGGACACAGAAAAAGAGAAUGGCCCGAGCGCCCGCUCCUGCCACAAGAUGUGCAUCGACUCGCAGCGCCGGCAGAUCUACACGCUGGGCCGCUACCUGGACUCCAGCGUCAGAAACAGCAAGUCCUUGAAGAGCGACUUCUACCGCUAUGACAUCACGGCCAACACCUGGACGCUCCUCAGCGAGGACACGUCAGCGGACGGAGGGCCCAAGCUGGUGUUUGACCACCAGAUGUGCAUGGACUCAGAGAAACACAUGAUUUACACGUUUGGCGGCCGCAUCCUGACGUGUAACGGCAGCGUGGAGGACAGUCGGACGUCGGAGCCACAGUUCAGCGGUCUGUACGCGUUCCACUGCCAGGCAGGGACGUGGCGCCUCCUACGGGAAGACUCGUGCAACGCCGGGCCAGAGGACAUUCAGUCCCGGAUCGGACACUGCAUGCUUUUCCACACCAGAAACCGCUGUCUCUAUGUGUUUGGGGGUCAGAGGUCAAAGACAUACCUGAACGAUUUCUUCAGCUACGAUGUGGAUGGAGAUCAUGUAGAGAUCAUAUCUGAUGGUACCAAGAAGGAUUCUGGGAUGGUUCCAAUGACGGGUUUCACCCAGAGAGCCACCAUCGACCCGGAGCUCAAUGAGAUCCACGUCCUGUCUGGGCUGAGCAAAGACAAGGACAAACGGGAGGAGAACGUGCGCAACUCGUUCUGGAUCUACGACAUCGCCCGCAACAACUGGUCAUGUGUGUAUAAGAACGAUCAGGCUGUAAAAGAAAACCCGAGUAAGACGCUGCAGGAGGAGGAACCGUGUCCACGCUUUGCACACCAGCUGGUCUACGAUGAGAUGCACAAGGUACACUACCUGUUUGGAGGAAACCCAGGGAAGUCGUGUUCUCCUAAGAUGCGCCUCGAUGACUUCUGGUCCCUCAAACUGUGUCGGCCCUCUAAGGAGUACCUGCUGCGCCACUGCAGAUACCUCAUCAGGAAAUACAGGUUUGAGGAGAAAGCCCAGUCAGAGCCACUGAAUGCUCUGAAGUACCUUCAGAACGACCUGUCGCUAACCGUGGACCACACUGACCCUGAUGAGACCAAAGAGUUCCAGCUCCUACCAACUGCUCUCUUCAAGUCCAGUUCUGAUUUCAUCCCUCUAGGCUUCUCUGACGUAGACCAGACGUACGCUCAGCGAACGCAGCUCUUUGACACGCUGGUCAACUUCUUCCCUGACAGCAUGACGCCCCCGAAGGGCAACCUGGUGGACCUGAUCACCCUCUAGCGUCCUGCUCCUUUCACACCUGGCUGAACACACACCUGUGCACACACACCUAAAACACACCAGACUGGUCAGCUGAGUCCACUUUGUCCAGCUCCACUUAACUGACCUGUGUUCUACAGGCUUUGUCACCAUGGCGAUGAGGGUAUUAAAACACAGCACCACUGUGCUAGAUAGACAUGAGUGAGAUUUCCUAAAAGCCUUUGGUGCUUUUUUAUAUUUUUUGUGUGUUUUUCUUUAGGUGAGAGCCGAGCGCUCGAAGCUCUAAAAGGUUUUAAUUUGACAAAAAAAAAAAAUGGUUGCACUUCUGCUUUGCUCUUCACACACAGGCGUUCAGUGAGUACUUUUAAGGCUAGUGGAUUCUUUUUUCUUUAAAGUUGGCCGAGUUUCUCCAGCUCAUCUGUUCGUUAGGCUUUUCCUGAACGUCUCUCCUGGGAAACGCGUUCAGGUUCAUCGUCCGGCUUCUUUCUGCUUUCGUUUUUCAAGAGCUGCUCGGCUUUCUUUGGGCUCACCACUUUUUUCUAGACGACAUGCAGCCGCACCAACCACAAACAAAAAUGUAGUUUACAAUUUUAGUAGUUUUAGUGAGUGCGAUGAGGGAAAAAUAUGAAUAUAUAUAUAUAUAUAGUCAUAUAUAUAUGUCAAGAUAUCUAAAAGCCCUUUUGGGUCUGACUAAUACAAGUUUAAACACUUCAGCUAUUGGACUGCAAAUUGAUUCUAAUGGCUGAAAUUAUGUACAAAAUAUGUAAAUAUACAUACAGAAUAUUUUCCUGGAUUGGAUGCAUUUUCUUCUGGAAUGUUUCCCACCUUACUUAAACGUUUUGAGUUUACACAUAGACACUCAUUAGUUCCUGUAUCAUAUUCAGCAUAAGGGGAAAAAAUCUGUGAUUGUGCUUUAAGAACCUCGAUUAUUGUUACGAAUGACCUUCUAUAGGUUUCCUUAAAGUCCCUGGUGUGAGUGGAGAAAGAUAAGUGGAUCAGAUAAUAGAUGUAGAAUUACAUCUACUAACAAUAUGCCCACAAUCUGAAAAUAUCACUUUUUCCUGUUGAUAAAAGGCAUCAAAAAUGAAAAUGUCCACCAUAUAACACAUCAAACACAGCAUGGAUAUUGGUUUUCUAAAAAUGUUCAAACUUUUAUGUUCUGGUUGACACAAAGCUGCUACCUCUAUCAUGGAAUGUGCGGCGCGUUUCCUCCUCUUUUACGUUAGUAUUUCCUUAAAAAAGAAAGAUUAGAAUCAGCAGGACCUCAUGCAAUACAUGAAAUCAUUGAUCAUAUCAUAUUUGCUUUAUGAAGAAAAAUCUUCCUCCCUAUUUAAGUAAAUAUCCAUUAAAGGUGUCUGAUUUUAACACAAAGCAGUAAAGAAUGUAUGUUUUAGUUGGUAAAUUUCAGGGAAGUUUUUAUUUACAGUCAUUUCCUUAAACUGAACAGAAAAUGGGAAAGCCGUGCCCUGCUGUUUACUGCAGCUGAAGCAUAAAUAUGUACAUUUAUUAAGACUCUGGUUUAAAACCUAAACAACUGAAUGAUAGUCGAACCUUUUCUGUUAGUGUUCCUAACUAAAUCCGUUGGCGUGUUGACGUGGACGGUCAACACGCCAGCGUGGCUGUUUAAAACUCCAAACCGGACCAGAACCACCAGGCAUGGGCCGGAGGGAAUCUUCCUCUCACUCCUCCAGUUUCUGUUUCCAUGACACUCUUGACGUAGUAAAUAUAGGUUGAUGUGCCUCGCAGUCGUAGAUUCCUAACCUGUGACCUUCUAAACACAUUAGUUUUAUUUUAUUUUAUUUUUUUUACUCACCAGCUGGUGUUUCUAAAUCCCACUUGAGGAAACAUCAGUCAGGGAUCAGAUCAUUUUAAAGAGUUGAUAAGUAGCAGUUAUAAAAGUGCUGACAUAAAGGUGUGGUUGCCGGGGUGCAAGCUUGGAUCUGGCCAAGUCAAAUAUUUCACUCCACUAUUAAAUAGUUUAAAUCUAUACAUUCUAUUUUACAUACAGAUUAUUGGUGCACUACGGCAAAGUAUGGAGUGAUUCUAAUAUCUUAUUGGUCAUAAAAUAUACAUUUAGAUCAUUCAUGUCCCACCAGACAUUCUUUACUGGUCCCAGUUUAGGACUGUAGGAACAGUAACAACUGAUGACAGGAACUGUUUUCAGUGUCACCAGCUGAGAGGCUCCUAAAGGCAAAUCACUGAUUAGUGCAAACCAAACCAAAGGUUGUGCAGGAAGGUGAGCUGCACAGCUCCCACCCACCUGCAGCUGGGUGGGAUUCUCCAUUUAGAACGCUGGGAAAAAAAGUCCUGGUGUUUUUAGGAAGAAUUUGCCAAACUAAGUGAUACGAGUUGUUAUGAUUGCAAUUCUUUAGCACAGAGAUAAAAACCACUGUCCCCCAUCACACGUGUGAUUGUGGAAGCUUCAUAUGUAGCAUAUGAAUAUUAGAGCUUUGCUCACGAAACUGAUAUUUGAAAUCACUAAAUGUUAUCAAGCUAUUCUCUUACCAAAGGACACCUUUAGCAAAACACACCGAAAGAGUAGAAGAUGAUAACCAUGGUAUCAAAUAUCUUCAGCCAUGAAAGCUCACUUCCUCUUCCUCUUCCUCUUCCUCUUGUUUCUCUUGGAUUAAGUGAAAGUAGCUGGAGGAUAUCGCUAGCUGCUUUCUGGCAGGAGCAUCACCUCUUUUAAUAGACGUAGCUUUCAAAACUCUUAACAUGGCAGACAUUUUAAACCUUGGCAGAGAGGAGAGCGAUGAAUCUGGAAUUUAAUUUCUUUUUAAUUUCUUUUAGUAGUACAUGUCAAUAAAUUCAGUUUUUUU
Poecilia reticulata (guppy) is the source of this 5065-nucleotide messenger RNA. It is a transcript of the gene mkln1, whose product is annotated as muskelin 1, intracellular mediator containing kelch motifs. Gene Ontology annotation, cellular component: cytoplasm. Lineage: Eukaryota; Metazoa; Chordata; Actinopteri; Cyprinodontiformes; Poeciliidae. Gene Ontology annotation, molecular function: protein binding. The record is from RefSeq and is a predicted model, not a curated record.